Cinara cedri is the source of this 2507-nucleotide messenger RNA. The record is from the annotation of a GenBank genome assembly. Lineage: Eukaryota; Metazoa; Arthropoda; Insecta; Hemiptera; Aphididae.
AUGAAGAGAUUUAAUGAUGGUCAUUCCAAUGCCCCAUUCAAACGACCCAAGAUGGGUCCUGAUGACAUAGAGCUGAGAGUUCUUAUUCCAAGCAAAGUAUUUAAAUAUAAUACUUUUUUUUACAAAAAUGUUUUCAUAUAUUUUGAAAAUAUAACAAUUUGUGUAUUUUAGGUUGCUGGUUCAAUUAUUGGUAAGGGAGGCUUCAACAUCUCCAGACUACGUACAGACGUAAGUUUUUUGUUUAAAAUUUAUGGUUGUAAAAUGAGUUAAAAAUUCAAACCAACCAAAAAUAGGCCUACUAUUUAUUGUUGUGAUGUACAUUUAAUCCCAUCAUAAUAUAUUCUUGUAUGGUCGAGGUUUAGUUCAUUAUGAAGGAAUAUUGUUAGAUUUUUUUUUUGUCAAUAUUCCCAAUUAUUGGAUUUAAUAACAUUUAAUAAAUGAAUAGAAGUAUUUAAUGAAGGUAAGUAGGCCUAUUUGACAUUUUUCCUCUCAGCACAUGGUAAGAAAAAAAAGGAUACUGGAAAUAUCGAUGAAAUAAUAAUCAUGUAUAGUUGCUAUGUAACCUAACCUAAACAGGACUGAUCUUGGAAAUUUGUUAUGUGUUCUAUGCCCAUAUGCCCAUGCCCCUCGAUGUGAUUUAUUUCACAUGUCCCGUGGUACCCUGGGCCCCUCUGCAUAUACCACGAAUAUGUCCUGAACCACAAUCAUCGACGAAUACAACAUGCGAACAAUAACGGAUACUACCUGAUGCUGUCCAUCUAACAGUACAAUGCCACAGUCACUGUCCCAGAUUGCCCGGGCCCUGAACGGUAAAUCAUCCAUCAUCAAUCUCUCAUAUAUACUUUAAAUUUUCUUUUAUGCAUAACUAUUAUUUUUUCUUUAGUAGAUUCAGAUGUGUAUUUAUAACCAUUUUGUUAUUAAUAUUAAUUAUUUAAUGUACUGAAAGCCUCUAAAAUUUAGAAAUUGUGUAUGAGAAUAAACUAGGCUAAUUUCUCAUUUAGAUUUUUUGGGGGCUUGCAGUUUAUUUAUUUGUUUAUUUAUUUAUUUAUGUGUUUGGUUACUUUAAAAAUGGUUUUAAAAAUUAAUAAAUUGCCUCCCAUUAGGAUAUUUCAAAUUUGAAAUAACUUAUAAUCAAAUCCAUUUAAUCCAUAAAGAAAUAUUAGUUGUUAAAGAAUAUAAAUUAAUUGUAUUACAGAAUUGUAAGUAAAGCUACAUCACUUUCCAUUUGUCCUGUAAAUCGGUUUAUUUUAACUGAUAUAGUUCUUUUUCUGUUUGUGAGUUUAAUGGGGAAAUAUACUAAGAGUAGACCAAUUAUUGUGUUAUUUGUAUAAUAUUAUUGUUAACUAUGCUUUGUAUUAUGUGAAUCAUAAUGUUAAGUUAUUAAUAUAAUAUAAUUUAAAUAUUUUAAAAAUCAUGUUUCAAAUUUAAGAUUAUUGGUCCAUUCUUAGAAAUUUGCUUAUUUUUUGUCGAACCUAAUAAAUUUAUGUGAAUUCAAAUAAUAAUUUAUUUUCUUUGUUUGGUAGAAUUUUGACAAUCAUAUCAAGUAAUGACAAUGCUUUAAAAGUUUUGGGAGAAGUAAUGAACAAUUUAGAAGAUGGUGGUUCGGUAAAUAUCUACAUGGAAGUAAAACUAAUGUAUUUGUAUUAAAAGUUUAUUUUAUAUUGUAUGAUUAGAGAUUCAAACGCGGCGGUGGAACUGGUGGUGGUCAAGGUAAUAAUGAAAACCCAGGAGAAACUGAUGUUGAUGUCCGAAUGCUAGUACAUCAAAGUCAAGCUGGGUGUAUAAUUGGAAAAGGAGGAUUAAAAGUGAAGGAACUAAGAGAAGUUAGUAGAUAAUAUUUGAUAGAAUUCCAUAUACAUUUUUUAAUUUAAAUAAUGGUUUUAAACAAACUAUUAAACAAUUUUUAAAAAAAUAAAAAUUGCUGCUCCUUUGUUCGUAUGCUAAUAAAAUUGUACUAUUCAAGUUAUUUAUAAAAUAUGUGAACUUUUUUUUAAAAGUGAUAAUAAAUAUUGUUUGUGUUGGUUAUCCAAUUAUUUUAUAUUAAGUUAAUUUUUCAUCUCUUGUUAAAAAUAUAAUUACAAUUUUUAGAAAACUGGGUCACGUAUUAAAAUUUACACCAGUUGUUGUCCAAUGAGUACUGAUCGAGUUGUACAAAUAACGGGGAAGCCAAAUACUUGUUCUGAUUGUGUAAGGGAAGUUUUGGAUUUAUUAAAAACUGUAAGUUUGUUUUAUUUGUGUACAAAUUUGGUGAUUUGUGUUUUAAAUUAAAAAUUUUAAUAAUAACUUAUUUUAAUAACUAUUUAUAGGCACCUGUGAAAGGGGCAGAAGAUCCAUAUGAUCCAAAUAACUAUGAUGAAUAUUAUUCGGAUGAAUAUGGUGGUUAUGGUAAUCCAGCUGGUGGUGGUGGUGGUGGUGGAAUGAGAGGUGGCAAUAUGAAUCGUGGGCCACCUGGUCCAGGAAGAUUCCAAGGUGGUGGAGGUGGACCUAUGAAUAAUCGUGGAAUGUAA